CCAUAACUGCUCUUCAACGUUCUGUUCCGGCUGCUGUUCCUGGAGUGGUGUUCCUUUCGGGAGGGCAGUCUGAGGAGGACGCCACCCUUAACUUGAAUGCUAUGAAUAAGCUAGAUACGAAGAAACCAUGGGCACUAACAUUCUCAUAUGGUCGAGCUCUACAAGCAUCAUGCAUGUCGAAGUGGUCAGGAAAGGACGAGAACGUCAAAGAUGCUCAGGCGGUGUUCAUGCAGAGAGCGCAGGCGAAUUCACUGGCCGCCCUUGGCAAAUACUCUGGCGAUCCGAAUGCCGACAAGGCUGCUUCACAGUCUCUAUUUGUGGCUAAUCAUGCCUAUUGA
Ostertagia ostertagi is the source of this 338-nucleotide messenger RNA. NCBI's taxonomy places the organism in Eukaryota, Metazoa, Nematoda, Chromadorea, Rhabditida, Trichostrongylidae. The record is from the annotation of a GenBank genome assembly.